This is a messenger RNA of Owenia fusiformis, 1871 nucleotides long. The record is from the annotation of a GenBank genome assembly. NCBI's taxonomy places the organism in Eukaryota, Metazoa, Annelida, Polychaeta, Sabellida, Oweniidae.
CUCGAUCUAAAUAGUUAAGUUGCCGUAAAGUUUUGCGAGAAAAUUCGAGAAGACUCCAUUGCUGAAAAUUGAAAGACGUGAAAGAGACGAUAUCGUAUCAAAAUCGACCAAUACCACCAGUAAACAUGGAUAUUCGACCAAACAACACAAUUUAUAUCAACAAUCUCAAUGAGAAGAUCAAGAAGGAAGAACUGAAGAAGUCUCUUUUUGCAAUAUUCUCACAGUUUGGUCAAAUCCUGGACAUAGUUGCAGCUAAGACGUUAAAGGCAAGAGGACAAGCAUUUGUUAUAUUCAAAGAAGUAACAAGUGCAACCAGUGCUCUCAGGUCUAUGCAGGGAUUCCCCUUUUAUGAUAAACCUAUGAGGAUAGCCUACUCAAAGAAGGACUCUGACAUAAUAGCCAAAAUGAAGGGAACGUUUGUAGAGAGACCCAAGAAGCAAAAGAAAGUGGAGGAAGAGAGUGGCAAGAGGAAGAAACAGAAGGCCAAGAGGGAGGCUGCAGCUGCUGCUUCUAAUGCUGCUCCCAAACAGUUCACCCCACAGAUGCCUGCACAAGCAGCCGCCCCUGCUCCAAGUGCCCCACCUGCAGCUACUGGGCCAACUGCAAUGCCUGAACAGCCCCCUAACCAGAUUCUCUUCUUAACCAACCUUCCUGAAGAAACCAAUGAGAUGAUGCUGUCCAUGUUGUUCAACCAGUUCCCAGGGUUCAAAGAGGUGCGUCUGGUACCAGGUCGUCAUGACAUCGCCUUUGUCGAGUUUGAGAAUGAAAUGCAAGCAGCCGCUGCUAAGGAUGCUCUUCAAGGAUUCAAGAUCACUCCAUCUAAUGCUAUGAAGAUCUCAUUUGCAAAGAAAUAGAGUAUAGAUCGUGUAUUAUGAGAUGUUGUAAUGUGUAAUUCAGUGUUUAGUAGGUUAAAGACACACAACAGCAUUGCACAAGGCUAUCUAUAGAUUUUCUAUUUAUCACGAGUGAAUAUUUACACAUUUGAUAUUUUGGGAAUUUAAGCAUCAUGACUUAAGCUGAACUAUAUUGAUUAUGAGCUUAAAACAUUUCAACAAUUUCAACUAUGGUUUUAAUUCCAAAUAAAUACCCUAAUGGUCAGCAAGGCAUUGCACAUCGCCUGUUGGAUUUGUAUUGACAUAUCUAAUGGCUCCUUACCCAGCAUUGCACCAUGCUGGUAUCCUUGUUUUGUAGCAAACUACCAUUAACGCAUGGUUACUUCCACAAUUAUGGGACUUCUCUGAACUUUACUAGCUCUGUGUAUGGACUAUGACAACAAUGCUCCAUAUAAUGUAUACAUGUCUGAGGUGUGGAGAUUGAUAGUGCAUUGAAGAGUUUUCAGAAAUGGUUUGUAUCUGGUUAAGUAUGAAGCCUGAUAAGAAAGAUACUACACAUACACUAAGAGAUACUUGGGUUUCAGUCACAUGAUUUAAAUGCUAUUCACUUAUUUUUUGCAAUGUACUAUUUUUUGAUACUUCUGCAUUUUAGUAGAACUGCUAAAAAUAGCUUAGCAAAAUGUUCAAGGUUGGCACAAAAACGUGUUCUGGUUACGUGUCAUACACUGUCAUGGUAGUGCUAUUUAUUCAGUAGUUUUUGCAGAUAUGGUUUGUAUGAUGCAUUAAAAAUCAUAAACGGCAGAAUUGAUCAUGUUAUGGUAUUAAAGUUUGAAUCUAACAUGCUUCUAUCUGCUACUGCCAUCUAUUCCAUUAAUGUAAGAACAGAUACUGAUAUUAUCAGAUCCCACAGUGAACAACUGUAACACACCAAUAUGUGUGACAGGUGGGUUACAGUUAGUCAGUGAACAGAGGUAUAAUUUGUAUGAGUUGGUAAUGUAUGCCAUCUGAUAAGAAUAAUCUGACAUUGCACUUAGUCAG